Guillardia theta CCMP2712 is the source of this 759-nucleotide messenger RNA. RefSeq lists its product as hypothetical. Gene Ontology annotation, cellular component: cytoplasm. Gene Ontology annotation, biological process: dephosphorylation; L-serine biosynthetic process. Lineage: Eukaryota; Cryptophyceae; Pyrenomonadales; Geminigeraceae. The record is from RefSeq and is a predicted model, not a curated record. The transcript is spliced from 7 exons. The coding region runs from base 1 to 759 and encodes 252 amino acids. Gene Ontology annotation, molecular function: magnesium ion binding.
AUGGCUAGGCUGGAGAUGGACAAAGGAAGGUCGAACGCGAAGUACAUAUUCGUGUUGCUCCUACUUUUCUUGACGCCAACGGGUGCAGCAUGGAGGAAUGGUGGACCGCGAGGCCUUCCCUCCCUUGUUGCCAUGACGAUCAUGGCAAGUAACCUGACAAGAGUUUCAUACAGUAGCAGCGUCAGAUCCGUCCAGGAAAGGUUGAAGCAGGCGGACGUGUUCUGCUUUGACGUUGACAGUACGCUCAUCACCACGGAGAGUAUCGUAGAGCUAGCGAAGUGCAAGAGGGUGCACCAGGAGGUUUCGCAGCUGACAAGGAGCGCUAUGAAUGGCGAGCUUUCGUUUCAUGAGGCGCUUUCACGGAGGUUGAAGAUCAUGAAACCUUCCCGGCAAGAUGUGAGCCAGUCGAUGCAUGAUGUAGCCGACUUAAUAGCGGGGGACAGUAUCAAACUCACUCCUAAUGUAGAGCCACUCUUUCAUUCGUUGAGGCAGAGGAACAAGAGCAUCUGCAUCCUCAGCGGAGGCUUCUGGGAGCUAAUAGACCCGCUCGCUCGUCAGCUGCAGCUGAGCAGGGAGCAAGUCUACUGUAACUCGCUCCUCUUCGACGAUGCCGGCGCAUACGCUGGUUUCGAUCCACAGGGUGGAGCAGACCUCUUUGUGGGAUACGGAGGAGUGGAGGUUCGAAAGAGAAUACAAGAGGAGGCUGAUUGGUACAUCUACGACUUCCAGGAACUGGUGGAAGCGAUAGAGGGAAGUUGA